This is a messenger RNA of Megalopta genalis, 4803 nucleotides long. RefSeq names its product NADPH-dependent diflavin oxidoreductase 1. Gene Ontology annotation, molecular function: nucleoside transmembrane transporter activity; NADPH-hemoprotein reductase activity; FMN binding. Gene Ontology annotation, biological process: nucleoside transmembrane transport. Lineage: Eukaryota; Metazoa; Arthropoda; Insecta; Hymenoptera; Halictidae. The record is from RefSeq and is a predicted model, not a curated record. Gene Ontology annotation, cellular component: cytosol; plasma membrane.
UUCACGCACCUGUCCACGGAAUCUUGUAUUUUUAUAGAUAUCGUCUACCGAAGACUGAUGACGUCAUGCUGAUCAGCUGGAAACCAAUGUUGUAACGAUCUCUACGAUGUGAUCCGAUUUUCUUCUAGUGAAUUCGCACUCGAAAUUUCUCCUCGUUAAUAGAUGUCAAAAUGAUUAAUACGAAUGUCACGAUAUUAUACGGCAGUGAAACCGGAACUGCUGAAGACGUAGCUGAACAAAUUUGGAAAAGUGCCAAAAGGAAAGGUUUACAAAGUUCUGUCUCUGCAUUGAAUGACUAUGACAUUCAAAAUCUUAAUUUGGAGAAAAUUAUAGUCUUUGUGGUUGCUACAACAGGUCAGGGUGAUCCUCCUAACAAUAUGAAACAAUUUUGGAGAUGUCUGUUGAGAAAGAGUUUGCCAACAGCGUUACUGAGUGAUGUAAAGUAUGGAGUGUUGGGUUUAGGUGAUAGUUCCUAUGCGAAAUUUAAUUUUGCAGCAAAAAAGUUGAACAAAAGAUUGUUACAACUAGGUGCUAAGGAAAUACUACCUAUUGGAUUAGCAGACGAUCAACAUGAUUUAGGGAUAGAUGCAGUUAUUGAUCCUUGGCUACAAGAAUUAUGGACAAAAAUUGCAGAUAUAUUUCAUAUAAAUACAACAGAUUUGAUUAUUGAUCAAGAUAAAAUAAUUGAAAGAUUUAGUAUUUCCGAAAUACAUACAGAUUCUGUAAAUGAUGACUAUUGUAUAGAAAAUAAUAUUUAUAUGAGAGAAGUACUUACAAAUAAUGAAAUGAAGGUGGGUACAGUAAUUGAAAAUACAAGAACCACUGCCGAAGAUCAUUUUCAGGAUGUUAGAUUGAUUAAAAUGAAAUCAAAUAAUCUUAACUACCAACCUGGAGAUGUGGUUUAUGUUAGACCAAAAAAUUCUAGGCAACAAGUUGAUAAGUUUUUUAAUGUAUUAAGUAGUAACAAUGUGCAAUUAGAUCCAGAUACAAGAAUCCAAGUGUCAGAAAAAGAAGUUAAAGUGCCAUCGGUCUUAAGGCUGCCUUUAACUUUACGACAAAUUGUAGAACAAUACUGGGAUUUAAAUUUUAAACCAAGAAGACACACUAUGCAAGUGUUGUAUCAUAUUAGCGACAAUGUAUUAGAGAAAGAGAAGUUCCAUGAGUUUACAACAAUAAGUGGUCAAGAGGAAUUGUACAAUUAUAUUAAUAGGCCAAGGAGAAAUAUUAUAGAAUUAUUUGCUGAUUUUCCCCACACAACCAGUAAACUAAAUAUAAAAUUUUUAUUUGAGAUUAUGUCUCCUAUAAAACCUCGUGCUUUUAGCAUAGCAUCAAGUUCAACAACCACUAAAAAUGAAAUUCAUUUGCUGGUUGCUGUGGUAAAGUACAAGACUAAAUUGUUUGAACCAAGAUAUGGUUUGUGUUCCAACUGGUUAGCUAGCUUACAGGAGGAAGAAAAAGUAAUAUUUUGGUUACAAAAAGGAACCUUUAAGUUCACAUAUGAUAAACCAAUGAUACUGAUUGGGCCUGGAACAGGUGUUGCCCCAUUUCGUUCUGUAUUAUUAGAUAAAUCUGCACUAGAUAAUGACUUAAGCAACUGUAUUCUUUUCUUCGGAUGCAGAAAUAAAGAAAAAGAUUAUCACUGUAAAGAUGAUUUUGAACACAUGUCACAGAAAUUGCAUUUGAAUUUAUUCUGUGCUUUUUCUAGAGACCAAGAAAAUAAAAUAUAUGUACAACAUGUUAUACAAGAUCAAAAACAGCUAUGUUGGGAAUUUCUUAACAGAAAUGGUAGCAUUUAUUUAGCAGGUACUGAACCUGUACGACUUUCUCCUGGAUGGGAAGGUACUGGCAGACCUGAUGAUGAAUUGAACUUUAAAGGAGUCACAAUGGAUCAAGCAGACCUUGAAUUAAAUCCACCCAGAGAUAGAUUAAAUAUUGUAUUCCUCAUAAUGGUACUUCAUGGAAUUGGUGCCUUGAUGCCAUGGAAUAUGUUCAUAACAGCAAAAAAAUAUUUUGUUGACUACAAGUUAUCUAAGGAUUAUACAGGGAUUGAAACAGAUUAUGACAAAAAUUUCCUUGCAUAUGUGGGAUUUGCAGCGCAAAUACCAAAUGUACUAUUUAAUUGGUUAAAUAUAUUUAUACAAUUAGGUGGCAAUUUGACAACACGUAUAGUAUGGAGCAUCUUCAUACAAGUUUUGAUAUUUGUAUGUACUGUUAUUUUGGCAAUGACUGAUAGUUCUGGUUGGCCUGGUGUCUUUUUCUGGAUUACCAUGGUUUCUAUUGUUAUAUUAAACACUGCUAAUGGAAUUUACCAAAACUCUGUGUUUGGUAUGGUUGCAAAGUUACCCACAAAGUACACAGGAGCUGUUAUCUUAGGCGCGAAUUUAAGUGGAACAUUCACAGCCAUAAUUAAUUUUAUCGCUGAUUACAUGUCACCGAAUGCUCGAACUGCUGCAAUAUACUAUUUUAUAACGGCUCUCUUUGUUCUUUUGGCAUGCUUUGAUACUUACUUUGCACUUCCAAUAAAUAGGUUUUAUCGAUGUCAUGAAUUAUUAAAUCAAAAGGAAUUAAAUAAAAGACAAUUAGAAAAUAAAGGAAGAGGGAAGCAUGAUAGAGUGCCAUAUUGGAAAAUAUUCGAACAGUGUUUUCCCCAAUGUUUCAACACAUUUUUCGUGUUCUUCGUGACCCUUUCCUUGUUUCCUGCUGUGCAGUCUGAUAUACAACGUUCAGAUCCAAAUUUUAUAGUUACAUCAGAGUACUAUGCUUCUGUUAUGUGUUUUCUCACAUUUAAUAUUACCGCUUUGAUUGGAAGUUCUAUUGCAUCAUUGGUACAGUGGCCUAGUAAAAGGUAUUUGGUAAUUCCAGUUGUUUUACGUGUUUUAUUUAUACCAUUGUUUUUAAUGUGCAAUUAUAGACCAAAACGUCUCAUAAGAUUACUACCAGUAUACAUUAAUAACGACUGGAUUUAUUUUAUAAUUGCUGUAACAAUGGGUGUAAGUAGCGGUUACUAUUCGUCGCUGGCCAUGAUGUACUGUCCCAGAAUGGUAGAUCCACAAUAUGCUUCAACGGCUGGCAUGUUUGCCGCAGCAUCAUUAAUUACAGGAAUUUUUACUGGUAUAUUGUUCUGCUUGGUAAUGCCUAUUGUGGUAGCAAAUUUAUCGUUUUAAUCUGUACACUAUUGGAUUAUGGAUCAUUAACACAUUUUUAAAGAUUGAUUCCGAAAUAGGUGAAUCAAAAUGAGAAGAGUAUAAAAAUAAAAAUAAAAAUUUAUUGACACAAUUUUCUUUCAAAAUUAUAUUAUUUAUAUUUUUGAGAAAAUUGGUUUCUAUAGGUUUCUUAUUAAUACGGUAGAUGAAACUGAAAAUAAAUGUUUUAAUUAAUUGUAAAACAAUUUCGUUAAAUGGAAUAUACAUGAUCUUAAUUUAUUGAUUGAUACCUAACUUAAUGCAAAACUGUUUUAUUUAUAAAUUAAAAAGAAAAAGGAGUAAGAACGUAUCCGCGUUAAAAUAGAGAAGCGGAAGUCGUUAUAUCAUGUAAAUGAUCUUAAUGGUUAAUCACUCCAAUGAAACUACUACUAUCUAGAAUUGGACCAAUAAGCCUUACUAAUCACAUAUUGCUAGGUUUUUCAAUACAUAAGUUGAUUCAAAGCCGCUAAAAUAAGCACAUCAAAAAUCGUAUAAUUAGUAUUUGUUACUUACACAGACCAAAUUUAUGAUAAGACUGUGCUUUGUUACCUUUUUUGUACUAACAAUACAAUUAAUUCAGAACUGAGCUGUAUGUCCCAAAAUGAUGAUCGAUAUAUCAUUCUUGUUUUCGUUAUCGAAAACUCAGUAACUGUACUAAUUCACUCGAAGUAUUUCCAACGUUGCGAAAUUAUCACGCAUGCAUUUAACAAGUGCGUCAAGCUAUUUUGACUAAUACCCACGCAAAUCUUGCACAGGAAACUUUUAAGGUUUGAUGACUAAUUUAAUAAUACUUUACUUAGAUGUGUUCUCUCUUUUUCGUAAUUAAUAAGUAUACUAUCCUUUAAAAAGGUAUUUUACAAUUUUUAAGUGUUUUUACAUUAAGUUUUCAUGUUUGUUUUAUAUAAUUUUUUUUCAAUAUCUACAAUUGAGAUUUAUGUUUGUAAAACACCGAAGUAUUAAAUGCUUAUACACAUAGACCAUGACAAUAAAAUUGAUCUUUUAUUUGAUAGAAAUAUUAGUUUCAGUAAUCUCUUAUUUGUUUUUUACAUUUAAAAACAGUAUAUAAAAAUAGUAUGUAAUACUAUAUGCUUACCAAGUACUUCUCUUUACUCUGUGCAUUAACAAACUGAUUAAGACAGUAACUAUAAGUGAACAGUAAUAUGACAACUUGAACUGUACCGUAUAUUACAAGCUCAAUGAAACAGCGCUACGAAUCUUUCUGUACAUUUAUAAAAUAUAUAUAUUGUAUUUGUUAACACAUGACAUGACUACUGAAUGUAUGACUCAAAGAUGUGAAACACUACAUACUUUAUGUUGAAUACCAUGUCUUCAUUCGAAUAAUUUGUAAAUGAUGUAUACUAUUUUAUUAUUUCAUUUCUGUGAUUAUAGUCAGCAGGAAUCAGUUUUUAUUUAAAUAAUAAGAUAUUGCUCAGAAUUGACUCAAAUCGGAAGUAUUUUAAAAUAAAUUUGAUUACAUGCGAAAGAAGAUCAAACUAAAGUAUACAUCAUUGAAUGUAAACCUUCGUUGGAGAACAAUUGUCAGGAUUUGUAAAUAUUGUCUAAGUGCUUCCACAUGUUAUACUCUAACAUGUGAUAAUUAAAAAUUUGCAUUUUUAUUAUA